CUCACUCACAAUAUCAUUCCAUUAAAAUAUAUAAUUCCAUUUCCAUGGCAAGUUUGAGAAACAGAAUCAUGUCUACUUUGCCAAUUACAGUUCUCCUUGUACCUAUGAUGCUGGGAGGAUCUGCUGCUCAACUUAGCCCCACUUUUUAUGCUAACACAUGCGCAAAUGUGACUAGUAUUGUACGUGGGGUGCUAGACCAGGCGCAGCAAAGUGAUGCUCGGAUUGGUGCCAAGCUCAUUCGCGUUCACUUUCACGAUUGCAUGGUCAAUGGGUGUGAUGGAUCACUUCUUUUGGAUGAUGAUGCUGCAAAUGGGAUAGACAGUGAAAAGGAUGAAGCCCCUAACCAAACGACUGAUGGAUAUGCCACCGUUGACGACAUCAAGGCAGCACUAGAGAAUGUCUGCCCUGGAGUUGUAUCCUGUGCUGAUAUUUUAGCCAUUGCAUCUCAAAUUGGUGUUUCUAUGGCAGGAGGCCCAACAUGGCAAGUGCCACUUGGAAGGAGAGAUAGCAGGACAGCAAACGCAGCCGGAACCACUGCAGUCCCAAGUCCUUUCGACACAUUCGAUCAGCUCCAAAAAAAAUUCAGAGAUGCUGGACUUGAUGAUGCCACUGAUCUAGUUGCUCUCUCAGGUGCACAUACAUUUGGACGUGCUCGAUGUAGCACAUUCAACCAACGCCUUUACGAUUUCAAUGGCCAGGACGGAGCCACAGACCCUUCCCUGGAUGCCACAUAAUUAGCGACACUUCAACAAACAUGUCCUGAAGGUGGGAAUGCAAAUACAUUGACAAAUCUUGAUCCUUCAACUCCGGAUACUUUCGACAACAACUACUUCACCAACCUUCAGAACAAGCAAGGCCUUCUCGCCACUGAUCAAAUGUUGUAUUCCACUACUGGAGCUGACACCGUGUCCAUAGUGGACAGAUUUGCAGGGAGCCAGAGUGAAUUCUUUGAUAGCUUCAUCCAGUCCAUGAUAAAUUUGGGAAAUGUCAAUGUCUUGACUGGAAGCCAGGGGGAGAUAAGGACUAAUUGUGCAAGGAUCAAUUAGAAUUCAUAUCCAAAUAAAGGAUAUUUAUGUUUUGCAAAGAGAGACAUGAAGAUGUCUCCAAUCUUUAAAAUUUUGUGGUGUUAAAUGCAGUAAGGCAUUGGAAUGAUAUGCCAUUUUAAUUAAGUUUAAUAGGACUA
Messenger RNA from Rubroshorea leprosula, 1183 nucleotides. The record is from the annotation of a GenBank genome assembly. NCBI's taxonomy places the organism in Eukaryota, Viridiplantae, Streptophyta, Magnoliopsida, Malvales, Dipterocarpaceae.